Messenger RNA from Xenopus laevis (African clawed frog), 2466 nucleotides. RefSeq names its product tetratricopeptide repeat protein 39A (gene ttc39al.L). NCBI's taxonomy places the organism in Eukaryota, Metazoa, Chordata, Amphibia, Anura, Pipidae. The coding region runs from base 527 to 2188 and encodes 553 amino acids. The transcript has 18 exons. The record is from RefSeq and is a predicted model, not a curated record.
ACCACCAGCUGCUCCUCCUGCCAUUGGAUGGGCCACCCAAGAGCCUCCCUGGACUCUGGCAUUGGGGCUAGCUGGGGACCAUGGGGGAGGCACGUUGUUGAGGGCAGUUUUCUUGGAUACCUUUCUACAACUUCUGUAAUAUGGGAUUACUUUGCUAGGACUACACCUCCCAGCAUCCUCUGUUGGGGAUGAUGGGACUUGCAGUCCCCUACCAGCUAGAUGUGACGGCUCACACCCUGACCUCUCCAACAGAGGGCCCCAGAGACUAGCAGGGUAACGUCUACUGCUCCUCACUUUCAUUUCCCAGCUCCUUCCCUCAAAAUCUUUCCGUCUGACCCUCUCCUGUUAUAUUAGGAGAUUCUCCCCCGCCUCUAGCUGUGCAUGCUGGGUGUUGUAGUGAAACAACAGGCUGUACACAGCAGCUCUAACAUUUAAAGAGACGCUGCAAUCAGCAUUUAUAGAGGUGUAUUGGCUCUUGGGUUUCCCUGGCAGAAGCACAUACAGGACAUGUAUUAUAUGAAGGCCCAUGCUAGAUCUGUCCCAGGAUCUUAAUGACUGUAUGGAAGCUUUAAAUCUCUUUUUGACGAAUCAGUUUAAUGAGAGUCUGGCUCUUUUGCGACCAAGGGCUACAGAGAGUCUAUAUCACAGCCUGGUCUAUGCCACUAUACUAGAGAUGCAAGCUAUGAUGACAUUUGAGCAUGAUGACAUCAUCAGUGCAGGACAGACCAUGAAGCAGGCACAGGAAAUAUGUCAGAGGUUUAGGAAGAAAUCUUCCAUAAUCAAUAAGUCUGGAGCGGAUGCCUUUACAGAAGUGGAGUUACACGCGGAGGUUUGCUAUGCCGAAUGUCUCCUGCAGAGGGCAGCUCUCACUUUCUUACAGGAUGAGAAUAUGAUCAGCUUUAUUAAGGGUGGCAUGAAAGUCCGGAACAGCUACAUGAUCUAUCGAGAUCUGAAUACUUUAUUGCAGUCUAAUGCUUUCCAGAAGGGGGCGUCACAUGUUCAUCUAGAAGGCGGAGUCUCUCUGGGCACUGGAGCUUUUAACCUGACGCUCUCUCUCUUCCCUCCCCGGAUCCUUAAGUUACUGGAGUUUGCUGGGUUUUCAGGGGAGAAGGAAUAUGGACUUUCCCGACUCCAUGAAGGUGCCGCAUCCUGGAACCUGCGCUCCCUGCUCUGCACAAUGUUACUUCUCUGUUACUAUACUUUCCUCAGCUUCAUCCUGGGGACAGGUGAGGUUGGUGUGACAGAAGCUGAGGACCUCCUUGGUCCAUACAUGAGUCGUUAUCCCAAGAGCGCAAUCUUUCUUUUCUUUGCUGGGAGGAUAGCGGAGCUUAAAGGCAACAUUGAUGAGGCGAUCCGUUGGUUUGAGGAGGGCUGCUCAGCACAGCAGGCCUGGAAGCAGUUCCAUCACAUGUGCUACUGGGAGCUGAUGUGGUGCUAUGCCUAUAAAGGCCUCUGGAAGGUGGCCUAUUUCUAUGCUGAUCUGCUGAGCAAAGAGAAUCGUUGGUCUAAGGCCAUGUAUGUCUAUAUGAAGGCUGCUUUUCUGAGCAUGUUGCCACCUGAUGAGCCACGGCCCUUUGGAGAGAAUGAGGUGGAGUUGUUCAGGAUUGUGCCCUCCUUAAAGCAGAAAAUCGCUGGGAAAUCUCCUCCCACAGAAAAAUUUGCCAUCAGGAAGGCGAGGAGGUACCAGGCCAAGGAACCAGUGCCAUUACCUGUCCCCGCGCUGGAAAUGAUGUAUUUAUGGAACGGCUACUCUGUGCUGGGGAAAGACAGCCGGCUGACUGAAGAGACCUUGACUAUACUUUGUACAGCCGAGUCCAACCUGAGCCAAGAACAAGCCUCUGAGUUUCUUUAUGAUGAUAUGUGCUCCAUCUUGCUGCUGAAAGGACUGUGCCUGAAGCACCUAGGGCGGCUGGAAGAGGCAGAGCAGUGUUUCACUCAAAUAUGCCAUAGUGAGAAGAAGAUUAAAUUUGAUCACUACCUGGUGCCCAAUGCUCUGCUGGAGCUCAGCCUAUUGUAUUUGCAGCAGCAAAGAGGAGAGGAGGCCAUUGUACUGCUGCGCCGCGCUAAGAAUAACUAUAAAAAUUACUCCAUGGAGUCACGGACCCUGUUCAGGAUCCACGCGGCUCUUUCCAAACUGAAAGCUGCGGAGUCUGAAGAGAACAGCACAGACGGCGCCAGCCCUUCCUAAUGGGCCCGUGUUGUUUAUACUCGCACUGCUGCACGGACUCCCUGAAGUGAUUCAUGGGAUCUGGAGAGCACAUUGCAUUGUGGGACACCUGUAUGAUGUCAGACUACCUGCUGCUCUGGACUGUGACACUGACAGCAACACUGGGCUGCAUAACCCGACAGCUCUCCAUGUUUUCCCAGAAUCCCUUUUGGCUGUAAAGCAACAAGUCUGCAUUCAAUACCUACAAACGGAGAUACUGAAUUGUCUGUAAAUUCAAUAAAUUGUACAGUUUUGAUUAA